GAGUGGAGCCUACUGUACCACUUCGGCACAGCAAAACAAAGCGACAAGUUCGUGCGAGUCUUGUUUAGUGUGAACAAAAUCGCUGCCAGGCUGCAGGAAGGCCUCCAUUCGCUGGUAUAGCGCGUAGUGAGUGGUAAAAGCAUAAUAUAUAGGGAUGUGCCGUUGUGCCGUGGAUGUGUUGAAGGGGUUUAUGGUGGCUGUCAUUGCGGCUACGCUGCUGGGUCGGUUCGAAGGAUCCGCUGGGCAAGCACCUCCACUAGUAGCUGGCGACUGUCGCGCAGCCAAUGGCAGCGUUUUCCAGAGCUUCGCCAAUGUGAUCGAUGCCGACGCCCUGGGUGGCCCAGUACUGAACUCAUCAUCGUUGCUGGACGUUGAGUUUCUGAUCUACCAGAACAACACGUAUGCAUUCCCGUCAUGGCUGAAGUUGAUCCCUGGCAGCUCCAGUAGCAGUAGCAGUGGUGGCACUAGCCAGCUGACAGCAUCAUCCGCACCGGAUCAUGUCAUAGUGUACGGCACACCGGCUUACAUCGAUGGCAACUCCAUGCUCAAUCUGCAGGUACGUACAAUUGACAAGGACACCCUGGAUGUGCAGCAUGGCAAUCUCUGCAUCACAAUACAAGAGUCAACACGCAACUACAGUAAUCUCUACCGCGUUCUGUACCCGCUGCAAGCGCUCACCCGCAGCUUCAUCUCGGCCAACACCGCACCACACCUUGCCAGCUUGCUCGGUGACCAGCUUGGUGUGACACUACAGGUGUACGCCCUGGCACGGCCCAGGGAACACGGAUUGGUGGUGCGCGCAUCUGUCAACGCCCCCGAAGGGUUGUUGAUGACAGUCGCUCUGUCUGGCAAUGCCAAUGAAGUCAUCCAAGUCAACAAUGCUCUACAGCAGAAGUUGUGCACCACCGGCACAAUCCGGAGCAUUGUCUCUGCAGCUGUGGCUACCGAUUACUGCUUUGUGCAACAGGUCGCUACGACUCCCCCGUCAAGAACCAUUGCCGGUCUUCAAGCAGUGCCCACCGCCGAUGCCCUGUAUCAGCCACUUGCCUAUGAUACCAGUCGUCGUGAUCACAGGGGAGCAUUCGCGGCGGCCAUUGCUGUCAGCGCCGUUUUCUGCUUUGUGAUGUUGCUGGUCUACAUAUUCGGCAACUCAUCUCCUUCACAACGCUAUGCCAUCACAGCUACAGACAGUCGCCAGCGGUCUGCAUCACCAGGUUCACGUCACAAGAGUAUCCAUGCUGCCACGGUGAGACUGCGCCACAUGACCUCAGCCAGUCACGUGACGCAUGAGCGAAUGUAUGAUGAUGUCACUGAUGAGGUCAUCGAAGCGCCGGUGAAGUCCUCUCGUCACUACAGUGGCAGUCAAGCAGCUGUUCAUGGAAGCGGUGUUGUCCAGUUCUCUAACCCAGCCCUCUUCGGCGACAGCUCUCUCGACGCCACAGACGGUGUAUUGCGGCAGCCAUGGUAUCCACGGCAACCCUCCUCCGCCGACACCCUCAGCACCAGUCAGGCAAGCGGCAGAGGUUCCGUCAGAUCCAGCGAGGCAGAUACUCGCCAUGUCGACAUGCCAUCUAGCAGUGCGGGUGUUACCGGCUCACGAGUGAUGACAACACCAAGGGAUGCAUUUCAGCAGCAAGGAAGAUCGUCUAUCCACUGGUCACCAAGCCUAUCGCCCCGAGACGCCGGUACACAGUACCACCACAUUGACGACAUACCCAGCGCCGCACACGCACACCGCAGCAGUGGGGCCAGCAGCAACACAGGACAACGCACAGCCGCCGACAGCGGCAUGGCCAAUGGCAGACCAACGACCUCGGCGUUGCCCGCAAUGCAGUCUUACGCUACCCGCAGCACAUCUUCUGGAGCAGCAGCGGCAGCGGUGGCAGGGGGAGCCGCAGCUCCAUUGCGAUGUCCACCACCGUAUGUCGCUCCGCUGAUAGACGGCAUUCACUCAUCUGCGACGCCUGCACACACCAGUAACGGUACCGGGAGAAAUUCGGGAGCUUCCGCCCUCUCAAGCACAACGUCACAGAUAGACGAGCUAUUGGAUGAGAUCAAUGAGCUGGAGGUACCCACACUGUUAUCAUAGUCGACUGCAGAAGACUAGCCGCUUUGAACAGUAUUACAAGAUGACGUCACAUGAUAGAGUAUUAGUCCCUGUAGACGUAGUUAUGCAGAAGACGUUGCGAUUAGUACGGUUGCGUGUCAGCUAUCCAGCCCUCUCGGGAUCGGACGCUGUUGAAUAAUAUGACUAUUCUGAAUAACUAAAGUAAUUGCAUAGCAAUCUUCUAUUCGCACAUCAAAAAGACUGUAGAGGUGAAGGAUUGCUACCUGUAUCAUUUGAUGCUCUAUUACUAGAACUACACUCUACAGUGCAUCCUGAGACAGCCGUCGUGCUCGUCUACAUAGGAUAGACUGUCGUGUAUUGAGCAUUACAGGAACCAUUCAUGAUGUUCACAGCCCUCACUUUACAUUACAUGUAUUAUUAGGGCUCAAACGAUUAGUCCGAUUAACCGGUUACGAAUAAUUGACGGUUAACCGAUAAAGAUAACGGUUAUGCAGUAGCUUUUCAGUCAAUUUUUCAAGUAUCAGGUCGUUGCAAGGUAUGCACUUUCGUAGGCUGUCGCACGCGUAAGCAAUUUCUGGGCUGUCAACUC
Sycon ciliatum is the source of this 2657-nucleotide messenger RNA. RefSeq lists its product as uncharacterized. Bases 155 to 2089 code for a protein of 644 amino acids. The record is from RefSeq and is a predicted model, not a curated record. NCBI's taxonomy places the organism in Eukaryota, Metazoa, Porifera, Calcarea, Leucosolenida, Sycettidae. The transcript is spliced from 10 exons.